CUGCAAGGGUUAGGUAGUAGAGCGCAGACAAGGCAAUGCUCCAGUGUAUGGUCUGCUUCUCCACAUUCACAGGUGGUUGGGCCAGUCUUGUAGCCCCAUCUGACCAGAGCAUCUUUGGAUCGUCCCGUUCUUAUUCUGAGGCUUCAUAAAAAAGUGUUACCAUAAUUUUUUUUCCAUAAAUAAAUGUGUGGGAUUUUGACUGACAAAAUGGCUGAAUUUACAAAUACCGUACAUACCUUUAAUGCAUUUUCCUUCUAUAAUAAUGAGAAAAGAUGAUGUCUUGUUUCAGACUGUCUCGUUGUCUCAUCACACACGAGGGCUGUUCUUUCUUGGCCUCUGCCCUCAAAUCAAACCCCUCCUACCUGAAAUGGCUGGAUCUGAGCUACAAUCACCCAGGAGACUCCGGUGUCAGAGAGCUCACAGGCAGACUGAAUGAUCCAAACUGUAAACUAGAGACUUUCAGGUAUGACCAUGGAGGAGAGUUCAGGAUUAAACCAGGACCGAGAAAAUAUGCCUGUGAGCUCACACUGGACCCAAACACAGCAUACAGACAUCUCUCUCUCUCUGAGGGGAACAGAAAGGUGACACGUGUGUAUGAGGAGCAGCGGUAUCCUGACCACCCAGAGAGAUUUGACAGUUGGUAUCAGGUGCUGUGCAGAGAGGGUCAGUCUGGACGCUGCUACUGGGAGGCUGAGUGGAGUGGUGUUGAGGCUCAGAUGGCAGUGGCAUAUAAGAGCAUGAAGAGGAAAGGGAGGAGUCAUGACAGUGGGUUUGGAUGGAAUGACAAGUCCUGGCUUCUGGAUUGCUCUGGUAACAGUUACUCUGCCAGGCACAAUUAUAAACACACUGACAUACCUGAUCACCAGAGUCUGCAGAAGAGUUACACACUCCUGUUCAAACACCAUUGUGUGAUGCUGUGA
Messenger RNA from Clupea harengus (Atlantic herring), 920 nucleotides. RefSeq names its product stonustoxin subunit beta-like. Lineage: Eukaryota; Metazoa; Chordata; Actinopteri; Clupeiformes; Clupeidae. The record is from RefSeq and is a predicted model, not a curated record. The coding region runs from base 273 to 920 and encodes 215 amino acids. The transcript has 4 exons.